AUGCGGCCUCUGCUAUUGGCGAUCUUGGUUUUCAUUGCCGGAUACAUUACUGCGCGCUUCUCUCUAAUCACACAGGCGGUUGAAUUGGCAUACUUUGCUUGGGACAACGGUGUUGUCGUAAAUACUCCCUUCUCCCGUUCCCAUCCAUCGGACAACUCCUCACCCCCGUGGCUUGGCUGGAAGCUUAUUCUCCCCACUACCCACUUGGCUAACUGGGGUGUCUGUGUGUGUGCGGUACAGGGUCGAGCAACAAAAGGAUUCCUCAUACUAUCGCUAUUUUUCUUUCUCUUCUUCAUCCCCAUCGAGCGCAUCGCAUCGCGGGAAACAAGCCUACAAACACGCAGCGGCAGCGCAAUCUCGGCGCGCGAGCAGCUCCGUCGGCGCGGGAGCUUUUACUAA
Morchella importuna is the source of this 399-nucleotide messenger RNA. RefSeq lists its product as uncharacterized. The coding region runs from base 1 to 399 and encodes 132 amino acids. The record is from RefSeq and is a predicted model, not a curated record. Lineage: Eukaryota; Fungi; Ascomycota; Pezizomycetes; Pezizales; Morchellaceae. The transcript has 3 exons.